This is a messenger RNA of Anthostomella pinea, 303 nucleotides long. Lineage: Eukaryota; Fungi; Ascomycota; Sordariomycetes; Xylariales; Xylariaceae. The record is from the annotation of a GenBank genome assembly.
AUGCCAUCGGGCCACGUCAAAGCAACCGCCAACGGCACCGUCGUCGCCGAGUCGGACACCUACGAGCUCGUCGAGGGCAACGUGUACUUCCCGCCCGCAUCGGUCAAGACCGAGUACCUGACCAAGACGGACCUGAGCACGCACUGUCCGUGGAAGGGGGACGCGAGCUACUACAGCAUCAAGGUCGGAGACAAAGAGCUCACCAAUGCUGCGUGGUACUAUCCGACAGCCUUCGAAAAGGCGCAGCACUUCGAGGACUAUGUCGCGUUCUACAAGACAAAGGUAGACGUGACAACUGUGUAA